Molecule: messenger RNA, 999 nt
Organism: Eucalyptus grandis
Lineage: Eukaryota; Viridiplantae; Streptophyta; Magnoliopsida; Myrtales; Myrtaceae
Product: probable pterin-4-alpha-carbinolamine dehydratase, chloroplastic
Exons: 3
Coding region: 118-762 (214 amino acids)
Biological process (GO): tetrahydrobiopterin biosynthetic process
Cellular component (GO): plastid
Molecular function (GO): 4-alpha-hydroxytetrahydrobiopterin dehydratase activity
Source: RefSeq, a predicted model, not a curated record
UUCAUUUCUGGUCUGGGGGUCUUGCAUUCUGAACCAAUCCAGCUCAAGUCAAAGCCACACUCUCUCCGCCUCGUCUCCCUCCGCUUCAUCCACAAAGAGCACAAUUUUCGCAAAGCCAUGGCCACCCCCACCCCCACCGCCUACCUCUCCUUCUCUCCGCUUCGCCAUCCUCUUUCUUCCCCCCGCCUUCUUCAGCUUCCUCGUCUCCCUAAGCUCCGACCCCCCACUCCGGGGCGGCUCGCCUUCAGGACGCGUGCCAUGGGAAAGGACUUGCUGGGCGAUUUCGGGGCGAGGGACCCUUUCCCGGCGGAGCUGGAGAGCAAGUUCGGAGACAAGGUGCUGGGUAACGUCGACACCGAGCACAGGAUCUUGAUCCCCGUCGCCUCCGCUCUCUCUCUCGCCGAGCAGGAUUGUUCCCCUGUUUCCCAUGUCCAGCAACCCAUGUCCCUCGACGACGCUCAGAAGCUCCUCAAGAAGGUUGUCGGGUGGAGACUGUUGGAAGAAGAAAGUGGGCUUAAACUGCAGUGCUUGUGGAAGCUGAGGGAUUUCAAGUGUGGGGUCGAGCUGAUUAACCGGAUUUAUAACGUGGUCGAACCCACUGCUCACUUCCCAAGUUUGUACUUGGAGCCACCCAAUCAAGUUAGAGCUGAAUUGUGGACUUCUUCCGUUGGGGGCUUGAGCAUGAAUGAUUUCAUCAUAGCUGCAAAAAUUGACAGGAUCAAAACAUCAGAUCUGGCACCUAAGAAGAGAGUAUGGGCAUAAGUCGAGAUUUUUUUGUGUUGUAGGAGAAGCGAAAUGCUCAAGAUAAAAGUUUUGCGCCAUCCAGUUGAUGAGGGACAGUUCUCCAUUGUAAAUUGAUUCAUAGACUGCUGGUCCAUUCAAUGCUUAAUCAGCAGAUAGACAUUGUCAUUCACGACUAUCAUUCUUAGAUUGGUAGAAACAUUGACAAACUUAUUUUCCUUUUGAAUGUCUAUUCUUAACAGUGUUUAUUUUUCCUUC